UACUUUUCAGGUCGAGAGCUAAUCAUCGAGAUGUUUUUGUACCAACAACCAUAUCUGAAUGCCUUACAGACCAUGUGUCCACAUGUUCUUCGUUAUUUGGCAACUGCUGUUGUUAUUAACAAAAACAGUAGGAGAGCUGCAAUGAAGGAUCUUGUGAAAGUAAUUCAGCAGGAGAGCUACACAUACAAGGGUCCCAUUACAGAAUUCCUUGCCCAUUUGUAUGUUGAUUUUGAUUUUGAUGCUGCUCAGAAAAAGCUCCAACAAUGUGCUGCAGUUUUGGAAAAUGACUUUUUCCUUGUUGCAUGUCAAAAUGAUUUCAUCGAGAAUGCCCGACUCAUGAUCUUCGAAUUGUUCUGUAGAAUUCAUCAGUGCAUUAGUAUCAAGUAA
Cherax quadricarinatus is the source of this 387-nucleotide messenger RNA. NCBI's taxonomy places the organism in Eukaryota, Metazoa, Arthropoda, Malacostraca, Decapoda, Parastacidae. The record is from RefSeq and is a predicted model, not a curated record.